This is a messenger RNA of Linum trigynum, 1602 nucleotides long. The record is from the annotation of a GenBank genome assembly. NCBI's taxonomy places the organism in Eukaryota, Viridiplantae, Streptophyta, Magnoliopsida, Malpighiales, Linaceae.
CGUAAGUCUUACGUUGGGCCAACAAGUAAUCAACCCAGUCCACCCACAAACAUUAGGCCCGUAAGUCCUUGUUGGGCCGUGCGGGCCACCAAUUACUAUACGGCCUUGGUUUAUGCCAUUUUCCCUUCCUCUGCUCCCACAGCCACAGAGAUGGAUAAUGUUGCAAAGCAGAGGCAGAGGAGAUCGUGGCAACUACAGAUCCUCCGGCCGAACUCUGCACCGCUGUCUUCCCUCCCAGAGUGAAGAGCAUAGCCGAGUGAAAGAGUAUCAGCGGGGAUGGCUGCAUCCACGUGCGUCUUCUCCUCCUGCUGCUACUUCCUCCCAACCGCGCGCCUGAGAAAAUCGGCGAAUCCCAUUGCGGGAAUCGGCGAGCCGGAGGAAGUCGCCGGCGAUUAUAGUUUUCUAAACUCUCGGAGCCAGAAGACGAGGAGGAUAAGGUUUGUGGUCGGGUCGAGUUCGGGCAAGAAACCCGACGAACCAUCGUCGUCAUCGAUACCGUCUUGGGCAGACCCCAAUUCGGAUGAACCGCCCCCGUGGGCUAAGGGAGAAGCCGCCGCCAAGGCGACGAACGGCGGGGAAGAAUUGAAGAUCCCAUUCUUCGCUUACCUCCUCGCCUCCGCAAUCACUGCAAUCGCCGCCAUUGGGUCGGUGUUCGAGUACGUGAACCAGAAGCCGGUUUUCGGGGUGCUUGAAUCCGACAGCAUUUUCUACGCUCCGGUGCUUGGAUUCUUCGCUUUCACGGGGAUUCCCACUGCUGCAUUCUUGUGGUUCAAAUCUGUGGAAGCAGCGAACAAGGAUGCGGAAGAACAAGACAGGAAGGAUGGCUUUCUCUGAUGUAUAUUGCAGAGCAUUGCCAUUCCCAUUCCCAUUCUUCUCCCCCAUCCAUGUCUAUUUGGGUUCAAUCUUACCGUGCCAAUUUCUUGGUCCUGCAGUUUUGUUCAUCAGCUCAUUCUUAAUCAUCCUCCAUGUUUCCAAUUACAUUCUGAGUUCUGCUGUAUCGUAGUCCCACCCAUGUCGGUGGUUAAUCUGUCCAAAAAGAAGACAAACCAAAUCCUGUACAAUAAUAAGGUGCCUGUGGGCUGCGUUCCUUCCUAUUCCUGUAUGGAUCUUGUGUGUAUAUAUAUAUAUACAUGCUUCUAUACUUUCACCUGACUGUAUUUGACGGCGCAUCAUCACAGCAGGUUUCUGAUUGUCCAACUGGAGAUCAGUAUCAACAAAGACAGUCUCGCGGCUGCUGCUGCAACUGUGGCGGAUCCCUUCUGCAAAAACCCAACAGUAAAAAGGAAAGAAAGAAAGCCAUGUUUCAACGUCCAGUUUUUGCAAACAAAUCUUCCACAUUAGUUACUGCCCUAGCAAUUGUUGUAUCUUUUAACAUUGUCGGUCGGGAAUGAAUGAGUUCGAUUUCGUUCCAAUUCCGGCAAUAUGGGUUCUUUGCCUUCAUUAUUGUUAUGGGGACAAUCCGAGUACCACAUCGGAGAUACCAAGGAGAGAACACUUGUAUAUUAGUGUCCACCUAGCCUGAUUAAUGACAGUUGGUAUCAGAGUCUGGUUCGGUUACCGGAUGUGGUACUGACGUUCACAAAAUCAAACCGGGCUCUGAUA